Messenger RNA from Diaporthe citri, 504 nucleotides. RefSeq lists its product as uncharacterized. Lineage: Eukaryota; Fungi; Ascomycota; Sordariomycetes; Diaporthales; Diaporthaceae. Bases 1 to 504 code for a protein of 167 amino acids. The record is from RefSeq and is a predicted model, not a curated record. The transcript has 2 exons.
AUGUCGGCCCGGAAGCUCGGAGGAGGGAGGAUCAUAGGAAACGGGAAAGGCCUCGCGCCGCCCCAGCCUCACCCUCGACCGUCGAAGCCGCGCGCACGGGAAACCAGCCCCUGUGCGCCCUCGGACGCCUCAUCCACCGACCACUAUUCCACCUCCCAGAACUCCAUCUCCCCGCCCUCAUCUUCCACCCCCAUCGCCGACUUUGGCCCCCAGGACCUUGCCUCCCGGAUCAGUAUCGGCGGCCCUUCCGAUGCUGACGCCUCCAGCUCGAGGCUGGUCUGUCCAAUAUGUGACGACGAGAUGCUGACGCUGCUCCAACUCAACCGCCACAUCGAUGACAACCACCAAGAGCUCCCCGAGGUUCAGCAGGACGAGGUCAAGACGUGGUUCGACAAGCAGGUCCUCAAGGCCAAGCGCUUCCAGCCCCUGUCGCUGAUCAACUCCAAACUACGCGGCCUUGAAGUCUUCGAGCCGAACGAGACAACCAAUCGCACCGCCUCCUAG